Mugil cephalus (flathead mullet) is the source of this 1265-nucleotide messenger RNA. RefSeq names its product claudin 15-like b (gene cldn15lb). Gene Ontology annotation, biological process: cell adhesion; bicellular tight junction assembly. Gene Ontology annotation, cellular component: plasma membrane; bicellular tight junction. Lineage: Eukaryota; Metazoa; Chordata; Actinopteri; Mugiliformes; Mugilidae. The transcript has 7 exons. Gene Ontology annotation, molecular function: structural molecule activity. The record is from RefSeq and is a predicted model, not a curated record. The coding region runs from base 514 to 1194 and encodes 226 amino acids.
GAUCUGGAUCGGGUCUGGAUCGGGUCUGGACCAGGUCUGGACUAGGUCUGGAUCGGGUCUGGACCAGGUCUGGAUCAUCAAUGUUUUCCUGAUAAAACAUUUCAUUCAUGGAGAACUUUGCUGUCCCGGCCCCAGACCCUGAGGUUCAGCCCCAGAAAUAAAAGCUGAAUCAUCACAUGGUCCCUGACCCCUGACCUGAAUCAGGUCCAGCUGCAGGUGAAACGUCGAUACUGGUGUCCAGAGUUCAUCGACCUCAGAGGACCGGACUCCCAGAAACCACCAGACACAGAGCUGCACAGAUCCACAGAGACCUGGCAGACGGUAAGACCUGAUCCUCAAGUCCCGAUACUCUAGACCUGAUCCUCCAGACCUGAUACUCCAGACCCGAUACUCUAGACCUGAUCCUCCAGACCUGAUACUCCAGACCUGAUCCUCCAGACCUGAUCCCGUAGACCCGAUCCUCCGACUGAAGCAGUUCUCCAGGUUCUCCAGGUUCUCCAGGUGCUGUGCAGCAUGGCGGUGUGUCUGCAGGUGAUGGGUCUGGUUCUGGGCCUGGUGUCCUGGUGCUUCCAGUCCAGCUGCACCUCCUCCCAGGUGUGGAAGGUGAGGAGUCAGGGGGAGUCGGUGAGCAACAGCCAGUGGCAGUUUGAGGGUUUGUGGAUGAGCUGCGCCGCAACGUCUCUGGGUUCGGUCCAAUGCAGUCGCUUCAAGACGGUGCUCGGCCUGUCGGCUCACCUCCAGGCCUGCCGGGCUCUGAUGAUCCUGUCUCUGAUCGUCGGCUUCGCCGCCAUCAUCGCCUCCGUUCUGGGACUCAAGUGCACCAAGAUCGGCAGAACCUCGGAGCAGGUCAAAGACCAGAUCGCCCUGAGCGGAGGAGUCAUGUUCAUCCUGUCUGGUGUCCUCACUCUCUCUGCUGUGUCCUGGUACGCUGCCAGAGUCAUCCAGGACUUCUACAACCCGUUCUAUGGAGGAAUGCGGUUUGAGCUGGGUACUGGUCUUUAUCUGGGCUGGACUGCUGCCAGUCUGGCUGUGGUGGGAGGAGCUAUGCUGUGCACCUCCUGCAGGAGGACGGCCUCCUCCUCCUCCCCCCGUCCUGCACGUCUCUUCUCCUACUACUCGUCGGCGAGCGGAGGUCAGACCAUCUAUCGAGCCUCCUCAGCCUCCGGCGGCAGCAGCUCCAAAGCUUAUGUCUGAGAGAAGCCUCCCAUCGUUUUCUACUGGUUUUACUUUCCCUGAUCUUGUAAAUAAACGCUGAUCUCUCUGGA